UUAUAUUUUGAAUAGGCUACAGAUGGGCCUUGCCACUGAGAAACCGCGGGUGGUUUAGGAAGUGGGUGAUCAAAUGUUCUCUGAUUGGCUGAGACGCUCUUGGUAUGGUAAUUUGCUCACCUGGCUGGGAUCGACCACCUGGGCCCCGCCCCUUCAUUUAAAUAAGGGCAGGACAUGACAGCAGAGACAGGUGCUUAUUCGGAUCUCAAUGGACUACGCGACCUGAUGUCUACGUUUUAUCCGAUGUGGCGUUAACUUAAGUCAACUCUCCAUGGUUGAUGGUCUGUUUUGCACUUAGUGGUGAUAUUUAGACAAGAGGCCCCUGGAGCUCCGGGGCCUGCCCUAAUCGUUUUCUCUCUGUGCGAUGCCUAAGAGUGACACGUGGCCCGGCAGCGUUGCCCCAGAACCUUCCAGCAGUAAUAUGGACAGCGCUGGAAGCUGUGACAGCGUGAUCAGCACCAACUCUGGCUUUAGUGUGGACAGUCUGCAGCACCUGUCUGCCGCGGAGAGGGAGUGUCUUAUGUAUCUGGAGGAAACAAUUGACUCUCUGGACGUGGAUGAAGACAGUGGACUGUCCAAUGACGAGCCAGAAACUUCCCAUCAGGCUGCAGCUAUAGCCGUCCACCCCUCAAAAGCUGCGGAUCAGAGCGGAGAAGACUCUGAAAGGGACCAGGGCAGACCUGUCCAUCAUGGGGUGCCCACAACCCUUCCCCUGUCCAACGGUUUUGGGAACCUCCCACAGAUGGCCCCGGCAGACGUCCAUGAACCUAAAACCCCUGAGGUGUCAAACAACUCAAACACUCCGUUGGAAACAGAAACAGGAGAAUUGGAAACAUCUAAGUUACACUGUGAGGUACAAGGAAUUGACUCCGCAACCGACUCAUUGGCUCCGCAAGCACAGAUGUUAGCUUCAGCGGCAGAUGGGAACUGUGACCUGUGUGCCCCCUCGGACACUAAGCUUGAGCCCAAUCAGUCCAGCCCUCAGCCUGAGACUGAGCUGAUUUUGAUCCCCCCUCCGUCUGACUUCAUGGAUGAACCAGGGCCUGAGCCACAAUCAUGGCCACAGCCACAACCAGGGCCAGAGCCACAACCAGAGCCUGAACAACAAUCAGGGCCUGAGCCACAACCAGAGCCUGAACCACAAUCAGGGCCUGAGCCACAACCAGAGCCUGAACCACAAUCAGGGCCAGAGCCACAACUAGAGCCUGAACCACAAUCCGGGCCUGAGCCACAACCAGAGGCUGAACCACAAUCAGGGCCUGAGCCACAACCAGAGCCUGAACCACAAUCAGGGCCUGAGCCACAACCAGAGGAGCGCCCGGAUCCUACCGUAUCCGUGGAGACGCCUGUCAGAAGACAGCACGUCGAUGUGGAGGAGCUCCGUAAGAGAGCCUCCAGCAAGAGAGCUCCUGUGAGCUCCGAUGUCGUCCAUCCACCGGUCCCCCACCUGGCUGUGGCAGAAGUGCCUGAGACUCCCAGUGCACCCCACUCCCAGACGGUUACCACAGCCAACCUUCUCCCUGAACAUCUUGAGCCCAAGAGCCCACCUGCUGUGGCCCCAAAGCCCAAGAAACUUCCUUCAAACAUCAUCUUCAAGUCCCAGAAGCCUUUUGCCGAUAGUAACUUCUCCCCACCUGCCAGUGACAGGAUGCUGUCGGAAGGCCAGAAGAUCCGCAUGGAAGCGCUCAGAAAGCUUGGUCUCCUCAAAGCCGAAGACGCAGACUUAGAUCCACGCCUGAGUCUGCCUACUAGUUCCCACUCCAGGAGGUCUUGGGCUGCCCCCUUGUCUCCAGCAGCUCGGCAAACUCCCCCAUCACCUUCGAUUCGAACGCCAUCGCCUACCGUUUCCACCGUCCCAGUGCCCCCUCCCUGGGCCGAGGUUUCCACACAGGCCAACGCGGCUUUGACGCCGGCAGCUCUGGCCAAAGAUAUUCUCCCAGUUCCUUCUGCUUUCAGUGACACCGGUGAACCACCGUCCCUAUAUCACAGCCAGGAAGCAUCUCCCGCUAAGAUCAUUAUCUCAGCGCCCACCGUUAACACCGGUGUCAAAUCUGCCACCCUUGCACACUCGGGAACAGGCUUGAGUAGCCUCAAGCCAAGCCUCGGCGUGCUGCGUAACGGCCGCCCCCGCCCCGCCUCUCUGGGCUCCGGGAAGGACUUUUCUCAUGUCAAGGUGGAGGCGUUAGCGCCCAACGCUAAGGAUGCUAGCACCAGGAGGUCCACCCCGGUCGCCCCUGUCUCGCAGAACGCUGGAGAGUCCACGGGAGUGCCUCGCUACCACGGGGUCAGCGUGGUCAUCUGCCCCCGCGCGGAAAACGACGAGGGCCGACGCCAUGCCCUCAAGAAGCUUGGUCUACUGAAGGACUAGCCGCCGCCUGGACCCAUUUUACCGUCUUUUGUUCUGGGCUCUCUGCCCCAUUCGAAGGACCUCAGAUGGUGAUUGGCUAGGUGAGCAAAGCAGAUGUACAGUCUCUGCUGUGUCGUGUAACUUUAUUGUUGUGUUAAAUGGUCUUUUCAAGUGUAACCGUACUAUCAUGGUUACUUGAUUUCUCUUGUUUUAUUUUUCUUAGAAUAGAAGCAAGGGCAUUUUUUUUUACAUUUUUAUCAAUUCAAAUGCAUCCAACUUCUUCUGGAGCUCUGUACUAUAUAUAUAUAUAUAUAUAUAUAUAU
Messenger RNA from Gadus morhua (Atlantic cod), 2670 nucleotides. Its product is annotated as specifically androgen-regulated gene protein. The transcript has 4 exons. The coding region runs from base 365 to 2368 and encodes 667 amino acids. The record is from RefSeq and is a predicted model, not a curated record. NCBI's taxonomy places the organism in Eukaryota, Metazoa, Chordata, Actinopteri, Gadiformes, Gadidae.